AUGAAACCUGAAGACCCAACCGUACAUCUGUUUGUCUAUAUGCGUUUUGGUCAGCGGCCAACAUCUCAACACCACGACCUCAAUGCCACAAUCUCUCAAGACAAAAAGUGUGUUUGGAUGCUAAGUGCACAUGGCAAAAGUCAAGAACAAACAGUCUGCUCUUUUAAUCCAUAUGCACCGAUACAGGUUCUAGCUGAGCAUCCAGGAAAAUACUUUCUUGGCGUAAAAAAUGUCAACGCCAAGAUGAACGUAUCUCACAAAAGACAGAGAAGAUCUUGUUUUGGAGAAAGGCGAGGGAAGCGCUCCUGCGUCGAAGUCAAAGAUCCACCCCCCACCCCACCCCAGAGUAUAAUUGUCACUGUAAUAAGAGUUUAUGAUUCCAAAACAGAUCAAAACUAUAUUCUAAAGGUGGCCUUAGGUAGUUGUGUCUACUGGUCAGAAAAGAUUGACAAGUGGAUAUCAUCUGGCUGUCAGGUUUUAGCAGCAUCGGAUGGAUUCAUAAAUUGUAGCUGCAACCAUUUGACAUUAUUUGGAGGAAGUCUUUUACUUGAACCGCAUCCUAUUGACUUUGACAAGGUUCUAGUCGAGUUCCAGCAGUUACCGGAGACUGGAAAUAUUGCAGUAGUUGUGGCUAUGGCGGUGCUUUUAUUGUGUUAUGUGUCUACACUCGUUAUCGUAAGGAAAUUUGACAAGGAAGACACGAAAAAUAAGGAAUUACCGAUCCACCUUCCAUCUUCUCCAAACAGUACAUAUGAAUACGAAAUAGUGAUUACUGCCGGGGCCUGGAAAAACUCGGGUACGACUGCCCAUGUUGCUUUGGAGAUUUACGGUUCGGACAGAAAAAGUGGCAUUCUUUAUCUCAGCCAAGAAGAGCCUGGUGCAGUUAAUACGUUAUUCUCUCGAGAGACAUCAUCAUCAACUUCGCCACCGCCAUCGUUGCCGCCACCAUCGCCGUCGCGAAAAUUUCAGAAGCUGAAAAAUGAAACCCUUAUCAAGCUAAACAGGAUAGAUAUCAGCAAUAGCAGCUCUUUACAGGAGGCUAGGAGGGCUUUUGAACUCUUCGUCACCGGUAUUGAGAACAUUACCAAAUCUGUUGAGAGCCUUUCUGGCACAGAGACGAAGACACUCAGAAGAUCCACUUUUGGGGUGGCAGUCGCGUUUGAGGAAUUUGCUCUAAAUUAUAGCAAGCUUCACACGAUUGGAAGAAAGUCCGCAGUGGUUAUCGACAGCCAUAGGAUGGGACUGAGAAGUCAAAACCUCUAUCGUCAAAAUGCAAGUGACUUCUAUUUUAGAGAACAAGAAUGGAAAGCAAGCAUCAAGGUCCCUUCUGCCAAUUUUGCGAACAACGUGUCUAUGUUUGUUGGGAUUGUUUACAAGGAUCUCCAUGAUUUACUAAUUGUAGAUCAACCCAUCGGGAUGAAAACGAGCAAUAAAAGAUACUUAGGCUCCAGGAUAAUGGCCGUGACUAUGGAUCCAAAACCAAACAAACUGAAAGAGAAUGUCAUCUUAAAGUUCAGCAACCUGAGGGUCGAUGGAGAAAAGAAAUGCAUGUUCUGGAGUGGCUUCAGUGAAGGCUCAGACGGAUUUUCAGACAGUGGAUGCCAAGUGGUUACAUCGAAAAGCAACUCAGAAGAAACAGUUUGCAGCUGCAAUCAUUUGACUCAUUUCGCUGUCCUAGUUGACUACAACGGUAUCCCAGGGCUCACCAAAGGGGACGAAACUAAUCUGGAGUUUAUCACCUACGUGGGAUUAAGCCUUUCCAUUAUUGGAAUACUUUUAACAAUUAUGCUAUAUUCCUUCCUCACAGAUAUCCGUCAGCCUCUAUCUCAAAUACGAUUGAGUCUUUCUGUGUCCCUUGGAGCUGGACAAGGGAUCUUUCUCGCGGGUGUUAACGCCACAGAAAAUACGGCUUCCUGUGUUACGGCUGCAGCUCUCAUGCAGUAUUUCCUGAUGGCUGCUUUCUGUUGGAUGCUGGUCGAGGGAAUUUAUCUUUACCUGUUUGUUGUUAAAGUUUAUAACAUCAGCGAAAAGAUGCUCAUGUAUCACAUCAUGUCAUGGGGUUUGCCCAUCAUAAUGGUAGGAAUUUCACUAUGCAUCUCCGCUGGAAAAGAUGGAAUAGGAAGCUAUAUCAGUGAUAAAUAUUGCUGGCUCUCCUCAACUAACAACCUGAUCUGGAUAUUCGUCGCAUUUGUGGCGUUUAUGGAAGCUCUCAACAUUUUUAUACUCGUCCGAGUCAUAAAGGAGGUGAGCAAACUAACGCAACCAACAGGAGAAGACAACCAUACUCAGCAAAUACAGCUUUGCAUUAAAACGUGCGUGGUGAUGAUUCCACUGCUGGGUAUCACGUGGGUAUUUGGUCUUUUGUUACCAUUGCACAAAGCUUUUUCCUACAUUUUCACCAUCUUCAACUCUACUCAGGGUUUCCUGAUUUUCGUCUUUCACUGUGUGCGAGACAGCCAGAUUAGAGAGCGAUUGAAAAGAAAGAUGAACACCAUUUUUCCAUUUACAGACAAUGGAAGGUCUGCAAAGAAGAAUUCACAAGUUAAUCCAAGUGAUGUCGGCAAUGCUUGGGCAGUUGAAUUGCAGUCGUUUCAUGAUAAGCCUGAGCACUAAAACAUUCCCCUUUUUUUAGUUGCUCAGUUCAGCCUAUAUAGUAUCGUAAUGUCAGUAUAUUCUGGUCGUUCUAACUCGACACAUUAGUCAGUGUUAUAAUUCUUUGGAAUAAGUCAUUGAAGUAGUGCAAGUGGUUGUUGAUAUUAAGGAGCGCGGUGAAUAGGGUACGUUCUUGGGUGUCAGCUACGCUGAGCCACGUUUGUUCGACAGGUUUCCUGGUUGAACCGCUUCGUGGUACCUGAAACUGCCUCUUGAAAAUUUUUCGUGUAGAGAGGACGUCUGACACGUCUGGAGAAGCAUCCGAGCAAAAUGCAUGUAGUCAUACUCAUAGACAAUCAAAUAAUAAAGCUUUUUUUUUCAAACAUAUUUAUUAAAUAACUAUACUACAUCGGAAUAUUAACCCAAACUAGUUUGCAGUUACAAUGUUGUUCCAGUUCUGAUCAUUUUGGCUGCAUAUUACUUUGUGUGCACAGAGUUGAAUAAUUUCAAUGUUUCACAAACUUUCGCAAAAGAAAAAUCUAUAAAAGCUACGUGAAACUUAAGGGAUAUUUUAAGUUCCGCCGGCUUUAGAAAGCAAGCUCGAUACUUUUUUAUCUCUUAUGAUUUGAAUUUAACUUUAAAGGGAACUAGAGUACUGGGGUAAGAAUGUAGGGCCUAAUAUGACUUUUCCGUAGAACACGUAAGAGAGCUUUGUCGACAUAAAAUUUGUUAUAACUAAUACGAGCUAUGUCAACGAUGAAAUAAAAAGCAAUCUAAGAAAGACGAGGCAAUUGAACCGGAACACGAUGCUGAAAUUUCGUAAUCCUGAAGGCCAUGUUUUCCUGCACAAACAAAAUCGUGUCAAACGUGCGCUAUUUGCCUAGAAAACAGCUUUUUGUUAUUUCCAUUUACAGAGGUCUCGAUUCACAAGUUAAAGCAGAAUGCGAA
This is a messenger RNA of Stylophora pistillata, 3540 nucleotides long. RefSeq names its product adhesion G protein-coupled receptor D1. The record is from RefSeq and is a predicted model, not a curated record. Gene Ontology annotation, cellular component: plasma membrane. Gene Ontology annotation, molecular function: G protein-coupled receptor activity. Lineage: Eukaryota; Metazoa; Cnidaria; Anthozoa; Scleractinia; Pocilloporidae. Gene Ontology annotation, biological process: cell surface receptor signaling pathway; G protein-coupled receptor signaling pathway.